AUGCCUACGCGCAUCAUUUUAGGCUUUGUGGACAAUGCGGCUUUUAACGGAGAUAAAACUAAAAAUCCGUUUCAUUUCCAAAACGUGGGAAUUACGAAAUUAGAUAUCAGUAUUAACGGAGAGAACAUGAGUACUCAUUGUUUCGAACCUAAUUUCAAUGAAGACUUAUAUCUGAGAUCUUAUCUGAGUUUACAUCAAGCACUGGGAAAAUUAGGAGAAGAUUGGGCCCCGGACAUCACCCUAGAAGAGUAUAAAAACGGAUACACUUUAUGGGGCUGGGAUUUCACUAAAGAUCAAGAGGCGCAAUCGGAUAAAUUCCACAUCAUAGAAACCGGAAAUCUGAGAGUAGAAGUCCAAUUUACGAACAAUACGGUGAACACCUUAAAUUGUGUGGUAUAUGCAGAAUUCGAUAAUCUGUUAGAAAUCAACAAACAGAGAGAAGUCAGUAUUGAUUAUUAA
Molecule: messenger RNA, 459 nt
Organism: Saccostrea echinata
Lineage: Eukaryota; Metazoa; Mollusca; Bivalvia; Ostreida; Ostreidae
Exons: 1
Coding region: 1-459 (152 amino acids)
Source: RefSeq, a predicted model, not a curated record